AAGAAAUAGGUGGGAUAGAGUCAAACUUGAAGCUCCUUUAUAUUUCUUCAACCUGUUCUGUAUUGACCAUAAAGUGAAGCGAUUCGCGCUCCGUGUUUUAAUCCGGGCGGUGGUGAUAAAAACGUAACUUUUAGUGUUAUCAUCGGCCACUGAAAUGGCCUCAGUCAAGAUACUCUUUCUUUUCUCCCUUUCCAUAGUUGGCCUCAGGGCUCAGUACAACACACCAUCCUACGAUCGAAAUCGUACUGAUAACCAGUAUGACCCCUACAACUCACAAUAUGAUCGUCAACCACCGUACGAUCGUCAAAACCCGCCAUACGACCGCCAAAACGCACCAUAUGAUCGCCAAAAUCCGCCAUAUGACCGACGCAAUCCWCCUUAUGGACAGCCAUACGACCGUAAUGAUCGCUACAAUGCGCCGCCAUAUGACCGAAAYCAACCAUACAACCAGUCACAGUAUGGACGGCAAAAUCAAAGUCAUUAUGGCCCACAAGGCCCUCCAUAUGACAAUCGCGAUCCCUACAAUCGUGAUCGUUURGAUAACCGUGAUCAAUACUCUGUAGGAAACCGUGAUCAGUAUGGCAAUCGCGAUCGCGAUCAGUAUGGUAAUCGUGAUCAGUAUGGAGGAAAUCGCGAUCAAUAUGGAAAUCGGGACCAGUAUGGAGGAAAUCGGGACCAGUAUGGUGGAAAUCGUGACCAGUAUGGAGGCAAUCGGGAUCAAUAUGGAGGCAAUCGAGAUCAAUAUGGAGGAAACAGGGAUCAAUAUGGGAAUCGAGACCAAUAUGGAGGCAAUCGGGAUCAGCAUGGAGGUGGCAGGGAUCCGUAUUCUGAUCGUGAUCGUGACCGUGAUCGUUAUGAUAGUGAUGGUGAUCGUGAUCGUUACGGUUCACCUUUAUUUGAAACAAACUCUGAUUGUUGUACUGAAUAUUGUUACUCAAAGGAUCAGAAUCAGUAUGUGCAAUUUGCAACCAAAACGGCGUAUCAGAUUGCUUUUUCCAAAUCAUCCAAUCAACAACAUAGGAUACCAGACUGCACACCCAUCCAAUUUUGGAGCAUCAAUAGACACGGUACGAGAUAUCCCAGUGCAAGAACCAUCGAACGAUUGAGACAGCUGUAUAAAAUUCAACGAGAAAUAGUGCGCAACUAUCAGGAAAGAAAUUCUUAUCCUAAUAGUGGUCGUCUUUGUCCCGAAGAUUUGGAUCUCAUUAAAGGCUGGCGCUGGAAUGAAACUGUCAAUGAACGCAAUGCCAACGCCUUGACUUACCAAGGAGUAACAGAUAUGAAAUUCUUGGCGCGCCGUUACGCUACGAAGUUCGACGAAUUGUUGAGAGAACCCUACAACGAAAUGACCUACAGUUUUCAAUAUACUGACACUGAUAGGACCCAUGAUAGCUAUCAGGCUUACAUCGAAGGGCUUUUCAAAGAAAAAGCUUAUCAGGUUCAUGCUAAUGUUUUUAAUAAUGAUAGACUUAUCAAGCCCACAAGAUCGUGCAACGCUUGGUUAAGAGAAGUAGACCAAAAUCCGCAAACAUUCAACGAAUACAUGAAAUUCAAACAUAACAGAGAAUACCAACAAAUGGUUAGAGAUGUAUUCCGAAGAUUAGGUUUUAGAUACACACUAAACGAAUCAGUUUUAUCCGACAUGUAUGACAUGUGCCGCUAUGAAAAAGCUUGGAAUUUGGAUGCUAUGUCACCCUGGUGUAUAGUUUUCAACAAAGAUCAACUAAAACUUCUCGAAUACGCCGAAGAUUUAAAAUACUACUACAAAAGCGGUUAUGGCAAUGAAGUCAACAGACAAAUUGGUUGUCCUCCGGUGAAAGAUCUCUACGAAAAAUUCGAACGUACCGUCAAUAACGGGGGAACACCUAGUGGAAAUAAAGUUACAGUUUUCUUCACUCAUUCGGUUACGAUUCAGACAUUUUUAACUGCGAUGGGUAUUGCAAAGGAUAAUCAACCGUUGACGGCGGAAAAUUACUACCAGCAGCAACAUCGUAAGUGGCGUACUUCGAAAAUUGAUCCGUUUGCGUCCAAUUUGGCUGCCGUUUUGUAUCAAUGUCGUAGCGGGGAGCGUUACCGCGUCAUGUUCUUCUUGAACGAGGAACCAGUGAAUUAUCCAGAGUGUUCAGUCGGUCUUUGCAAUUGGAGUACCGUCCAAAGUAAAUUACGAGGUGUUGUAGACAAUUGUAAUUUAGAUUUCUGCGAUCGUAACGCUGCUAUGGCCGUCCAAUACAAUUACAUCAUUUAUUUCUCAUCUCUCAUCGCCAUUUUUCUUAGUCUUAAAAUUUAAAUGUUAAUUAAGUUAGUACAAAGUUACUGCUGUUACUUAUUUUGUAUAUUUUAUUGUUGAUAUCAUACUGUACAAAAGUGGAUAGAACCCGCCAUUUGCUCGUAAUUGGUGCCAGUUUGAAAUGAAAUUUCUUGAGGCAAAAAUGUGUGUAGUUUUAGAAAUAAUGAAUAUAGAGUUUUUUAAAACAA
This is a messenger RNA of Tribolium madens (black flour beetle), 2475 nucleotides long. Its product is annotated as multiple inositol polyphosphate phosphatase 1-like. The coding region runs from base 155 to 2287 and encodes 710 amino acids. The record is from RefSeq and is a predicted model, not a curated record. Gene Ontology annotation, molecular function: inositol phosphate phosphatase activity; acid phosphatase activity. The transcript has 8 exons. NCBI's taxonomy places the organism in Eukaryota, Metazoa, Arthropoda, Insecta, Coleoptera, Tenebrionidae.